UAAAUCCCUAGAUUAAGAAGGUUUAUCUCACGGAAGCAACCUCACGUUCGCCGCGCCGCUGCCACCGCCGCCCCGCCACCCCGCCGCCAUGAUCAGCCAAGACGGCGUCAAUCUCGCAGUCUGCGUCAUCACCGCGCACUUCGGCGACCUCGUAGCUAAGGUCUGCAGUUGCCUGCUGAAGAGAGGAAGCCUCUCACUUCAAGAGAUCGUCCGCACCACGGAGUUCUCUAACUCACAGGUCAAGAACUGCCUCCUUGUCCUUAUCCAGCACAACUGCGUCCAAGCCUUCUCCGUUCCAAGAGGAGGGGCGGGUGGGGCGACGAAGACGGUGACGCAGUACAUGGCGCUCUUCGAUAACAUCCUCCACCGAAUGCGUUUCUCAAAAUUCUUGGCCAUUGUCAAAGGGGAUCUCGGGGUACAGUGUGAGACUCUUCUGCAGGGUAUACUAGGAUAUGGUAGGUUGACUUUUGAUCAGCUCAUGGUACGGGCAACUUCAAAGCAGUCAGAAGGCAGUUCAUGCAAUGUGGAUGUUUUGAGAAAAAACUUCAGUAAAUUAGUACAUGGACAUUAUGUUGAACGAUGUCCCAGGCCUGAACCCUUUAUAGCACCCUCAGAGGAAGCAGCUCCAGCAAGGAAACGCAGUUCUAAGUUCAGGGAAGAGAUUCUUUCUCUCGAGCAACAAGUUGUAAUAGCUGCAAGCCUCACUGAUGCUGAAAGAUUUUCUGAAAUUCCUAAUACUGGAACUGACGCUUCAGUCACUGAAGAUAAACAGGAUGUCACAGUUGGUGAUAAGCGUAAAUUUGAGUCUACAGAGUUAGAUGAAGAGACUGAAGCUACAAUAUCUGAAACUGAGGUCCUCUGGCGGGCAAAUUUUCAGAAAUUUGUUUUUUGUCUGAAGAAGAAGGUUUGUGUUGCAAAGGUGAGGUCAAGGAAGGGUCUUGAUGCUGGUGUUGUGUUGGAAGCGAUCAUUGAGUCCAGCGAACAAGAAUGCGAUUCUAGUAAGAUCUAUGUUAAAGCAUCGAUGGAUAGUAUUUUGGAAAAAGUGAGAGGAAAACCUGAUGGUAUUUCGAUGACGUUGGAACUUGUAAGGGGAAUCCUUGAAGAUCUUGAUUGUUCUUCACAUACUGAGGAUUGCAAUGUUUACUACACAAUAGAGUUGCAAUGCAUUACUGAAUCUUGCCGGAAGGAUGAGGUUGAGUCACUUAUAUUAACAAAGUAUGGGAAAGAGGCAUUUAGGAUAUUCGGAUUGUUGAAUAGAAAAGGUUCCCCUGUUGAGACAGAUCAGAUUUCAGACUUUACAUUAGUUGAUAAGAAAGUUGCACAGCAAGUGUUAUACAACUUGUGGAAAGAUGAUUUUCUGUCUAUGCAGAAAGUCUCUGUAGAAGGAACCGGACAGAGGAGGGAAAAUUUUUUGUGGAAAUUGAACAAGAAAUCUUCAUGGAAUCUUGUCCUAAACCAUUUAUAUCAUGCUGCACUUAAUUUAAACCAAAAGAUUACUCACGUAGUUGAACAGGAACAUGAGGCCCUGCUGUCUGAAGAAAAACUCAAGCAUCUGAAGAACAGUAGGACGAUCCUAGAAUUGUCCCUCUUAAAACUAGAUGAUGCUAUUAUGAUUUUCCAUGAUUUUUAGGCAUAAAUGCAAGUACUUUUGUUAUAUUUAAUCAAUUGUAAAAUAUAUUUGGGUUAAUUAUGGACGACCAGGAAUAAUGAAUUACGGAUCCUAUUUUCAA
This is a messenger RNA of Zingiber officinale, 1730 nucleotides long. RefSeq names its product DNA-directed RNA polymerase III subunit RPC3-like. Gene Ontology annotation, molecular function: single-stranded DNA binding. Gene Ontology annotation, cellular component: RNA polymerase III complex. Gene Ontology annotation, biological process: DNA-templated transcription. The transcript has 14 exons. Lineage: Eukaryota; Viridiplantae; Streptophyta; Magnoliopsida; Zingiberales; Zingiberaceae. The coding region runs from base 89 to 1630 and encodes 513 amino acids. The record is from RefSeq and is a predicted model, not a curated record.